Fusarium venenatum is the source of this 3606-nucleotide messenger RNA. RefSeq lists its product as uncharacterized. NCBI's taxonomy places the organism in Eukaryota, Fungi, Ascomycota, Sordariomycetes, Hypocreales, Nectriaceae. Gene Ontology annotation, molecular function: phosphopantetheine binding. The record is from RefSeq and is a predicted model, not a curated record.
AUGACGGUCAAUGGUAACACGAAGUUUGGGAGGAGACUCAUCCCCCAGAUUCUUGAUCGUCUUGCGUUGGCUGAUCCAGAACGUGUCAUUUAUUCCAUUGCCUCUUUCCCCAAUGACCAACCAAGCUUUCGAGAAAUAACUGCGCGUGAGUUCACAAAGGCUGUCGAUAAGACGGCUUGGUGGAUUCGAAGUCAGCUUCAUUCAACGAAUGGAGCCUCCAAUGGAGAUACGAUUAUGUCCUCAAAGAUCCAAGCUUUGGGCUAUAUCGGACCUCACGAUAUACGUCAUGUUCUAUUGACCUAUGGCGCCGUCAAGGCUGGUUGUGCAGCUCUGUUUCUUUCAUCUAAGAACAAUGUCACUGGUGCCCUAGCCGUACUUAAUGCUGCAGACUGCGGCAUCUGGGUCAAGCCAAAAGAGCAGCCAAUGCUUCCUCUUUUAGAAGGUAUUCUACAAGAAAAGUAUUUGAAGAUUCUUGAGCUCCCAAGCAUAGAUGAUCUUUUUGAUGGUGAGUCUGUGGAGCCCUUCCCCUUUGAAAAAGCAUUCGAAACCUCCAAGAAUGAGCCAUUCUGUAUUCUUCACACAUCGGGCACUACCGGUGUACCGAAACCUAUCCUUUGGACUCAUGCACUGAUCGGAACAAUGGAUGCUGUUCGUUUGCUUCCACCUACUGAAGGCGAUGACGGACUAGCUCCAUGGAUGGACAACUGGAAUCCCGGAGAUAGGAUAUACUCUUCUUUCCCGAUGAGUCAUGGCGCCGGUGUACUAAUGGACAUUGUCAUACCCGCACUAUGCAGUCUACACUGCAUUCUCGGACCUGCAGGUGUUUUGCCUAAUCUCGGAUUGCUCGAGUUGCUUGCCGAUCAUGCCAAGGUCGAUAUAUGGAGCAUGGUGCCGUCACUUGCAGACGAGCUGGGCGAACACCCUGAUGUGUUGGCCAAGUUCAAGCCUUCAAAAUUCAUUUGCGCCUCAGGUGGACCCGUCAGUCCACUCAUCGUGUCUGAAGUCAACAAAGUGGUCAGGGUCCUCAACUUGACUGGCACAACCGAAGGUCUUUUCAUCGGUAACCUGUGGGUACCUAGAGAAGACUGGCAUUGGUUUGCCUUUCAUCCCUACUCAGGAUUCGACUUCAAAGAAGUUCAACCGGGUAUCUUUGAACAUUGGGUACACAGGAAUGAGCAUUGGGAACUCUUCCAAGGCAUUUUCCACACAUUUCCUAGUCUUGAAUCUGUCAACCUCAAAGACUUAUAUAUCAGGCAUCCGACCAAUCCCAAUCUUUGGUCUUUUACAGGGCGAAGUGAUGACGUUGUCGUCUUAUCCAAUGGCUACAAGAUCUCGCCUCUAGACACAGAAGCAUUGAUCACUACACAUCCCGAAAUUGACGGUUGUCUAUUGCUUGGGUCAGGAAAGUCUCAAGCUGGAUUACUUAUCGAGCUCAAGGAUCCCUCUCAGAGAAAUAACGAGCUCUUUGACAGUAUCUGGGCAAUGGUUGAGAGGGCGAACAACUCUACGUUCCAAAAGACACGCAUUCAGAGGGAAUACAUCGCUUUUGCGGAGGCCGAUAAACCCUUCAUACGCACAGACAAGAGAACUAUCAAGCGUCGUGCGACAGUGGAACUCUAUUCCGAUUUCAUCGAACGAUUCUAUAACUCGAGAAACGAGGAAGUUGAGGACGAGGAUUUUGACCAAUUCUCCAUUAACACAACUUCGGACGAGACUCUUCUAGACUCUGUUCUCCAGAUCAUGCGGUCAGUGCUGCCUGAAGUCGAGGGCUUUUCUCCCGAUGAGGAUGUGUUUGAUCUCGGGCUAGAUUCUCUUCUCGUCGUUCGGGUCAUCAGAAUCAUUCGCGCUGUGACAGGCCUAGAAGAGCAACUUGCUCCCCGGCACCUGUACGCUUAUCCAACUUUGGACGAGUUUUCCUCGCAGCUCGCAAGAAUUCUAGAGCAAGAGAAAGUGAAGAAGACUGCUGUGCCUGAAAUACCUAAUGGCAAAGGUUCAGACAUUCCUCUUGAUACACGUUCGACCAAUAUUGGAAACCUCAUCGCUGAACGUAAGCGGCGGAUCGGGUCCAAGAUGAAUCCAUUUGAUGCUGUGAAUCCCAAUCACUACAUGGGUCUCAACUUUUACUUUGCUCUUCGUCCGGGUGUCAGCUUUGAGGAGGCGUUUGUCAAAUUGCAGAGGGGAUUGGCGAAGGCUUUUGCGAUUAUUCCAGAGCUUGACGGCAAGAUGAUGCUGGCUUCAGAACACGAAUUUGGCUAUAAAAAGGGAGAAUAUCGUAUCACAAUUCCUCCCGAACCACUCACUGAGCCUGAAAAGCCCAGGCAGCUCAUCUACAAGGAUUUGUCUCAGGUUCUCCCGUCAUUCCAGAAGAUGCGCGAAGCUGGGUUCUCGCCGUCUUUGUUUAACGAUGAGCUCGUCCUAGACUGCCAUCCAUUUCCCACGAUGCCAGCUGAUAUCUUGUUUGCUCAAGCCAAUUUCGUUGAGGGCGGGUGCAUCCUGGCAACUAACUUCAUCCACACUUGUCUUGAUGCUGUGGGUGUCAUGAUGGCUCUGAGAGUCUGGGCUGAGUGCUGCAGAUAUCUCGACGGGGACCAUACAGCAACUUGCGAUUGGUUUGACCCCGAAAGCUUCAAUCAUGAUCUUCCGGAGAUCAUCUGGGAACAAGCAGGAUAUGCGAAGCCCGUUCAUGAAGUAGACCCGGGCACAUGGGGCUAUCUGCCGUUCCCAGAGAAAAUCGCAGAGACAAGACUUGAAAAUGGCCUCCAAACCGGAGAGGGAGAUGCUGCUCGACAGAAUGGCGUAACAAAGAGUGUUCUCCCCCCAGCGCCCAUAUUCGCAGGUAGCCCUGUAUGGCCGGCCGCCCCCAGCGAACGAUCGCUAAACACGACUGUCUUCCUACUUUCUGGCGAGAGUAUUCACAAUCUCAAGCAGGAGGCCUUAUCGGAUACCGUGGCAAGGAAUCGAUCCACAUCAAUCAUCGAUGUUGUGCAAGCAUUCUUUUGGCGUGCUUCUAUACGAUCUCGCUACAGAGUGGCCAAAGAGCAUCGCAACCAUGAAUUCAAGGCCGAUGAGAUGUCGAUCUUGGAAAUGCCAAUUGACGGAAGGCCCUACUUCUCGUCUCAAUUGCCAUCUUCGUACAUGGGCAGCUUACUCAUAAUGAACCGACCAAGCAUGCCAAUCGAAACGCUCUGUUCGUCUGACACGAGUGUCGCACAGAUUGCAGGUCUCAUUAGAGAAGCAGCCGCUCGUAUCACUCCUUCUCUCGUCCAUGACACGUUUACUCUUCUGCGGUCGAUGACAGACUACAGCAAGCCUGCGACGGCAAACAUGGGUCUUGAGCAUAUGCAUGCCAUGAUCUCCAACAUGAUGCUAUUCCAGACCAGCGAUAUCUCAUUUGGUGACUUGUUCUUUGCUGGCGGUAGUCCCGAGGCGAUGCGUCCCCAGAUCGAACGUGGCCACAGGCGGUUUAGGUUCUUGGUGAUAUCUCCAAUGAGAAAGGAUGGUGGCGUGGAAUUGGUCAUGGGUACGUUGCCUGAAGAGUUGAAGAUGCUUAUGAGCGAUGCGGAAUUCACCAAGUACGCGACACUGUUGGAUUACAAAGAGGUAUGA